CUCGUCGCCGCCGCCAUUUUAGCUCCUGGUUCCGGCCGCACGGUGUGGGCUGUUGUAGCGGGAGGGGUAGGGGUCCUCCAGAGUUAAGUAGCUGUUCUCUACUGUGUGGAAACAGCCGCCAGCCUCUCUUCUUUCUCUUUCUUCCCAACCGCCCGGUCGAAGAGUGCGAAGAUGUCCAAGCGCCACCGGUUGGACUUGGGGGAGGAUUACCCCUCCGGCAAGAAGCGUGCGGGGACCGAUGGGAAGGAUCGAGAUCGGGACCGGGAUCGUGAAGAUCGGUCCAAAGAUCGAGACCGAGAACGCGAUAGAGGAGAUAGAGAGCGGGAGAGGGAGAAAGAGAAGGAGAAGGAAUUACGAGCUUCGACGAAUGCUAUGCUUAUCAGUGCUGGAUUACCACCUUUAAAAGCUUCCCAUUCAGCCCACUCAACCCACUCAGCACAUUCAACACAUUCAGCACAUUCUGCUCAUUCAGCGCACACCGGACAUGCAGGGCACACCUCACUUCCACAGUGCAUUAAUCCAUUCACCAACUUACCCCAUACUCCUCGAUACUAUGACAUUCUAAAGAAACGGCUUCAGCUCCCUGUGUGGGAAUACAAGGAUAGGUUUACAGAUAUUCUGGUUAGACAUCAGUCAUUUGUACUGGUUGGUGAGACUGGGUCUGGUAAAACAACACAGAUUCCUCAGUGGUGUGUGGAGUAUAUGCGAUCAUUACCAGGACCCAAGAGAGGAGUUGCCUGUACCCAGCCCCGGAGAGUGGCUGCAAUGAGCGUGGCCCAGAGAGUUGCUGAUGAAAUGGAUGUGAUGUUGGGCCAGGAAGUUGGUUACUCCAUUCGAUUUGAAGACUGCAGUAGUGCAAAAACCAUUCUUAAGUAUAUGACUGAUGGAAUGUUACUUCGUGAAGCUAUGAAUGAUCCCCUCCUGGAACGUUAUGGUGUAAUAAUUCUUGAUGAGGCUCAUGAAAGGACACUGGCUACAGAUAUUCUCAUGGGUGUUCUAAAGGAAGUUGUAAGACAGAGAUCAGAUUUAAAGGUGAUAGUUAUGAGUGCUACUCUGGAUGCAGGAAAAUUCCAGAUUUACUUCGAUAACUGUCCACUCUUAACUAUUCCUGGGCGUACGCAUCCUGUUGAGAUCUUCUAUACUCCAGAACCAGAGAGAGAUUAUCUUGAAGCAGCAAUUCGAACAGUGAUCCAGAUUCAUAUGUGUGAAGAGGAGGAGGGAGAUCUUCUACUUUUCUUAACUGGUCAAGAGGAAAUUGAUGAGGCCUGUAAAAGAAUAAAGCGUGAGGUCGAUGAUUUGGGCCCUGAAGUUGGUGACAUUAAAAUCAUUCCAUUGUACUCUACGCUUCCACCUCAGCAGCAACAGCGCAUUUUUGAGCCGCCGCCUCCAAAAAAGCAGAAUGGUGCAAUUGGAAGAAAGGUUGUUGUGUCAACUAACAUUGCAGAGACAUCUUUGACAAUAGAUGGUGUGGUGUUUGUGAUUGAUCCUGGAUUUGCCAAACAAAAGGUAUACAAUCCUCGAAUCAGAGUUGAGUCUCUCUUAGUGACAGCCAUUAGUAAAGCUUCUGCGCAGCAAAGGGCUGGCAGGGCUGGGCGCACCCGGCCGGGGAAGUGCUUCCGACUGUACACAGAGAAAGCGUACAAGACGGAGAUGCAGGAUAACACCUAUCCUGAGAUUUUGCGUUCCAAUUUAGGAUCAGUUGUGUUACAGUUGAAGAAACUGGGUAUUGAUGAUUUGGUGCAUUUUGAUUUUAUGGAUCCACCAGCUCCUGAAACUCUGAUGCGAGCCCUAGAACUUUUGAAUUAUCUGGCUGCUUUAAAUGAUGAUGGAGAUCUGACUGAAUUGGGAUCCAUGAUGGCAGAAUUUCCACUAGAUCCACAGCUCGCUAAAAUGGUUAUUGCAAGUUGUGACUACAACUGUUCUAAUGAGGUCCUAUCUAUUACUGCUAUGUUGUCAGUCCCACAGUGUUUUGUUCGCCCCACGGAGGCCAAGAAAGCUGCAGAUGAGGCCAAGAUGAGAUUUGCCCACAUUGAUGGAGAUCAUCUGACACUGCUGAAUGUCUACCAUGCUUUUAAACAAAAUCAUGAAUCGGUUCAGUGGUGUUAUGACAACUUCAUUAACUACAGGUCCCUGAUGUCUGCAGACAAUGUACGCCAGCAGCUAUCGCGAAUUAUGGACAGAUUUAACUUGCCUCGUCGAAGUACUGAUUUUACAAGCAGGGACUAUUAUAUUAACAUAAGAAAAGCUUUGGUUACUGGGUAUUUUAUGCAGGUGGCUCAUCUAGAACGGACAGGGCAUUACCUAACUGUGAAAGACAACCAGGUGGUUCAGCUGCAUCCCUCUACUGUUCUUGACCACAAGCCUGAAUGGGUGCUUUAUAAUGAGUUCGUUCUAACAACAAAGAAUUACAUCCGGACAUGUACAGAUAUCAAGCCAGAAUGGUUGGUGAAAAUUGCCCCUCAAUAUUAUGACAUGAGCAAUUUCCCACAGUGUGAAGCAAAGAGACAGUUGGACCGCAUCAUUGCCAAACUUCAAUCCAAGGAAUAUUCACAAUACUGAAUUCAAUGCUUAGAACUGAAGUUAUUCAGAGGACAGCUUUAAAAGAUGAAUGAACUCAAAAGUUCAAGUUGUGCUCUUCACGUUGGUUCAAUAAUGGCCUUUAUUUGAAAGCUUUUUAAUUUUUCUUUACAGUAAAUAUUCCAUUCUGAUUUCAUAAAUUAAACAUUUAUGCCUCCCUUUUGUGUUGACACUGUAGCUCAUACUGGAAAAGUCGAUCAAUGUUUUGCAGUUUAUUGAAAGUAGUUCUAUAUAUAACAAUGUUACAAGCAUUUCUUUAGAAAUGGUUGAAAAUGCUUCUAAAAUGUGAUUAUCGACCAUGGUAUGCAUGAUCGUUGUAAUUGUUGACAUUCCUUUUAGAAGUUGUGAAAUGUUACAACUUGUGCUUAUGUAGACACAAUCUUCUGUCUCAGUACAGAGGCACUGACUUCAAUAAAGUCUAUUUAUACUAAUUUUGGUUAAAGCCCCCUGGUAUCUUUGUUGUAGUCUCUGUAGUAUAGCUGCUUCUCUUCCCUAGAGUGGGGCUUUUUUUUUUUUUUUUUUUUCUUAUACUACGAUUACACAUGUAGCAUCUUUCUGCAGAAUACCCCUUAGAUAGUCAUUAAAAAAAUAUUAGAGCAUAGUUUAGUGCUUUGUUAGAUAAACCAGGACGUGAUAUAACGUGAUAAGUAUAUAGUAUUCAUUUGAAAUUGGAUCCCUAGAGACUAAUGAAAGGAUAGCAUUUUCUUUUUUGCCUUUCUUAAAGUUCAUAUUUUAACGUUUGUAAUUUAUUAUCUUGUUGCCACUUUUAAUGAGGUCUUAUUAUGUUUAGAUAUACAUUUUAAGCACUCUAGCCUCUAAAACAUAUUUGUUUCUAUUAGGAGGGAACCACACAUAGAUCUCAAUCUGUUUUAUUAAACUCAUAGUGCUGAAAGUUGCAUUCUAUAUACAAAAUCAUAUGAUGUGUUAAAAAUGUGUCUUUGGCCUUCCAUUCUCUAUAUCAGGCAGUAGACAGUUUUGGAACAAAAAAAUGGGGUAUUUAAUGAGGCCCAUUUAAGAUUUUGUAAUAAAUCACUUGUUUUCACUUGGAAGACCAAAUAAUGUGCUGAUUGAUUUCUGGACUCUAUUUAAAAGUUUUUAAAGUGUUAAUGGAAUAAGAUUUAAAUAUAUUCAGAGGCAUAUAGAAUUUUGGAUAGGUAGAACAAAGUUUGUGAUUUGUAGGUUCUAGGAAUUCCAAGUGCUGUUUCCAUUUUGAGUGCACAUUGGGAGUGCCCAUGGAGUCAGAAGAGCAGAUGCAGCUUUGUUCUUCAUCUACCCCAGUGUGGGCAGUUUUGCUAGGCUGAUAUUAACCAGGGUAUGGAUUUUAAAACUUCUGUUCUCCAAUUCGGCAGCUGAACACGGUUGUGGCUACCAAAUAAUCUCUUUGUGGUAUAGAUCAAGAAAACGACAUUUCAAAAUUUCUUCUGAGAUAAUAUUUAGAAAAUAUUUUUGAAGAUUAUUUUAAGGGGUCUAUAUCAUUCUUUUAGAAUAGGCAAGCUGAAUUUUGCUGUGAAUAUGACAAGGAAAGCCAGCUAAGAAUAACCAUUGAGAAAGCUGAGGAAAUUAACACAAUUUCUGAAAAAUGGGACAAGAUAAAACCUAUCCUACAAACAGUACAGCCAUUAGUUAGCAUCCAAAACACAAGAUGCAGUCUACACUCAAUUCUUAUAUUCAUUAUGAGUUAUUCCUAGAAUUUUAGGUUUAUGGCCUCCCUAUAAGCAUUGGGGAAUUACUUUAAUGGCCACCUUUCUGCUCAGAUACUUAAGAAAAAUCUUUCAUUGCCUUUGAAGUCUUAGUUCCAUUAGAAAUUAUGAGCUAGCAGUAUUUUUCUGUAACUACUUAUUUCUGUUUAUUAUUAUUAUUAUUAUUAUUAUUAUUAUUAUUUUGUUAGAGCAAAGGUGGUUCAGUAAGGCUGUUUGGGGGGUGUUUGGAGGUGAGUAGCCAUUCCCUCAACCUUCCUCUUUAACGUGCUUUUAGAUCCUCUCCACACUCCUGGUUAACGUUUGCCAGAUGGUGUCUGGACUGCUGUCCACGCUGUGAUCUGAGCUGGGCCAACCUCAGUUGGACGUAUGUUUCCCAGGAGAGCAGGCCUGCCAUUGGCUUCUAUUACUGCAGCACAAUGUGACAUUGACACUUCAAGCUACCAUAGCAUAGUUUUCAAGAGUUGAAGGGAUCUAAUUACUACAUAAAAGUUUUUGAUCCUUGUGGCUCAGUGCUGAGAAAAAAGACCUUCACAAACCUUCAGCAGUGUUAAUUUUUGGAGACUUCACCCCACAUUAAAAUGAAGAACAGUUUUAAGAAUUAAAGGUGCAAUAGGAAUGUCUUAAGUAUAUAUGUUUCUUCAUAGUCUUGGAGUUCUUAUUGUGAGAAACUAACCUACAUUGUUCUUAAAUACAGUUUUUAUCAUUAAGUUUAAAUGGUUUUGGAAGUUACUUGAUUUGAAUUUUAGUUUUUCUUUACGUUAAAUAGAGUUGUUUCCUAAUCUCCGGCAUUUUUAGUGGUCCCUAAGAAAACUUACUGAGAACCAAUUUCUGUCACUCGUAAUUAGUAUAACCAUGGCUAUCUUACGGGAACAUUUUUUCAUUUAUUGCGAAUUCUUUGGAUGAACUCUUUGUAGGGUUUCAUCAUUGGGGUACGUGAACUAAAUCUAGAUAAAGCAGCCCGCUUUAGCCACCUCUUUCACUAGUUAAGUUUAACCCAAACAUGAAACAUGGGAGUUAUGUUUUGGCAAGUUUCCUAGAAUUUUAAAAAUUUGUUUGAAAGAUGCUACGUUGUGUAGAAUAUUUGUAGGUAAUUAUAUUUGCUGUUUGAGAUCUCAAGUCAUAUAUGGGAACACCACAUUUAGGUAACCUUGUUGACAGUUUUUAUUUUACUUGGUGCUAUUUCUUUGUAAUAUUUCUGUAUAAAUUCAUGAGCGGUACUUAUUAACUAACUCUGGAAGGCAUUGUGUGAAAAUGUAAAGAUUGGUAAGUUACUUAAAAUCUGGUUGGAGUUUUUAAAAAAAUGCAGAGAAAUCUGUAAAUUAAAGCAAGGUAUAAUGAAUGUGGUCUGAAAGAUGAGAGUGCUAUUAGAAAUUGGGAAGGAAAGACAUAAUUAGGUAACUCUUGGAAAUUCACACCCCAAUAGCUGCCAGGACAGUGUUGGAAAAAAGUAACCUAACUUGUAAAGUGUGAGCCAUUGAGUUGUAGAGCCUGACUGAGGUCUGGGAAAAGCUUCCAUCCCUGUGUACAGCCAGUUGUUGCCCUGUCUGACUACCAGAUAGUACUGAAGGCAAAGCUGGGAAUUUUUGUCUGUAAAAUUUCCAUAGAGAGUUGAGAUUUUUUUCCAAACUCUUAAAGUUGGAUUGUGGGUGGCCAUUUGCCAUUUCUGGGUUAAGUGACCAGGAGAAAUUAUGUGAAGAAGGUAGUGCUUUGGUUGGACCUCAAACAAUUCCUAGGCUUUCAACAGACUCAGGAUUUCUCAGGUGAUGAGCAGCAUUUCAAGCCAAGACACAUGGUUUGGAAACAGUUCUGCUUAAAUCUACAUACAGUGAACUGUACCUUUUAAAAGAGAUUUACUGCUUAUGAAGUGUGAGGAAAUGUAUAUGGUUUAAUCACACUUAGUACUUCCGUCACCCAAAGAUCUACAUUUCCCUUUGCAGCUAAUACCUUCAUGUGGCAAUCACUGAACUGCCUGUUAAUUUUGCUUUUUCCAGAAGUUCAUAGAAAUGGAAUCAAACUGUGUUUAGUAUUUUUGUGUCUGGUUUCUUUCAUUUAAUAAUGCUCUUGAGAUUCAUCCAUGUUGUGUAUGUAAAUAUGUUCUUUUUUAUUGCUAUAUAACAGUACUCCAUUGUAGACCGUAUUUGUUUAUACAUUUACCAGGUGUUAGAACGUAGGCUAUUUGUGUACAGGUCUUUAUGUUGACAUCGAUUCUUGUUUCUCUUGCAUAAAUAACUGAAUCAAGAUAAUGAGGUUUUGUGAUUUAGUGUGUGCUUAUGAAAACAAGCCAACAGUUUUUCCAAAAUACUGUACUGUUUUGUUUUUCUAUUCCAGCAAUGUAUAUGCUUCCAUUUCCUGCAUCCUCACCAACAUUUCAUAAUUAAAUUUGUUUUAUCUUCAGUUUUAGCCAGUGAGUAGGUUUGUGGUUAUGCUUCAUUGGGAUUUUAGUUUACAUUUCAGUUAGAUUAAGCAUUAAUGGUGUUAAGUUUUUUUUAUGUUUAUUUGCCAUUCAUAGUUCUUAGAUUAAGCGAUCACAUUUCUGUCCUUUUAUAAUUCAUGUUAUUGCUGAGUCCAAGGUUGUUUAUUCAGAACCUUUAUGAGAAUUUUGAACCUUUUUGAGAUAUGUGUUAUAGAAAAUGUUUUGUAGUCUGUUGGCUUGUGUUGUCAUUUUCCUAAGUGUGUUUGGAUAACUUUUAAAUGCUGAUAAAGUCUAAUUUUUCUGCUUUU
This is a messenger RNA of Lepus europaeus (European hare), 6998 nucleotides long. It is a transcript of the gene DHX15, whose product is annotated as DEAH-box helicase 15. Gene Ontology annotation, cellular component: spliceosomal complex; intracellular anatomical structure. The record is from RefSeq and is a predicted model, not a curated record. The coding region runs from base 172 to 2559 and encodes 795 amino acids. NCBI's taxonomy places the organism in Eukaryota, Metazoa, Chordata, Mammalia, Lagomorpha, Leporidae. Gene Ontology annotation, molecular function: ATP binding; RNA binding; RNA helicase activity. The transcript has 14 exons.